AUCUCAAGACAUUGUUAGUCAGACAAAAGUUGCGAAACUAUACACUUUUCAGUGCGUAAAGAAAAACUCCCGAAGUCUAAAACAAUGAAGUGGUUAUCGUUGUUCUUCGUUUUCGGCUUGCUCACUGUGAUCGGCCGCAUGGGUACGUUAGCCAACGCCAAGCCCUUUCCUGAGCCGCGUGGACGUCCGCCAACCACUACACGUCGCCCACCCACUACCGACACCAAUGACGCUGGUGUGCGACGCUAGCUGCCGGAGGAAUCAGGGGACAGUGAGACAGCAGCGAGUGCGGAGUAUUGGAAUAGUAAGGAGCAGUAUAAACCCAAGCCCAUGAAAUGUUCAACACCGUUGAAGAAGGAUCGACGUAAAAUUGUAGUACAAUGUUAUGGUGAAGAGAAAUUGCAAUAUGUUGAAAUUGUUUUUGUUUGAGUUGAAGGUAAACAUAAAAUUGGCAACAAGGUGUAUCAAAUUAUUUGUUUUCGAAUUUUCAAUUAAUUACUAACCCAAAAUUUAAUACUUGAAUUGUUGAAUAAAUAAUUUUGUUUUUCAAAACUAAUAAAAAAUGUUUUUAAAUAAUUUUAAAUAGUAUAUAAGUUAUUACUACGUGCCUUUCUAACAAAUCUCUUUACAUUUAAAACAAUUUACUUUUUUUUGCAUUUCUAUGAUUGAAAAUAUCAUUUGAUACGCCUGACUUUACAACGUUGAUCACGUGAUAACUUUUAUUAAAAUAUUAUUCGUGAGAAUAAUCAAACCUUGUAUCAGUGAAGUAGCACUGCACACUUCAAAUCACUGUCGCUGGCGCCGCGCAGAUGGAAAUUAAUUAAUUCAUAAUUAACUGAAAUUAUAACCUAAUUGAAAUUCAAAUGAAAUGUAUUAGUUUGAGCGUAGCUAAAUGAUCAAUGAACGGUUAUAAUUACUAAUUUAAUGAAUCAUACUGUGAAAAUAUGGGAAAACCUUGGGUGAAUCCCAAAAAUAAAUUGUAGUAAUGCAGUCAGUUCCUUCGCGUGCCUGUUCAAAGCCAAUUACUCUUAUCAAAAAUAAUAAUAUUUCAUCUUUUUAAGCGCGAAUGUAAAUCUGCAUAGGCAUGACAGAUUAAACAAUUGUACAAAAAAUUCCAACACCUAACUACAACACAAAUGAUUAUUGCAAUAAUUAGCCGAAAGCCUAUAAAAAGGAACUCAUCAAGGGAAAACGCAUUACUUGCCGGCAUAAAGUAACUGACGAGUGCACUCAAAUCAUUAAAAAUAUUGCUAAGAUUGAAAGGAGUUCCAAUUGACAUAUUCGAAAUGCGUUUCUCAGUUUUUCUGUUGCCAAUUUUAUUGUUGUUGUGUUGGAGUUGCAGCCAAUUGCCGUUGGUGGCCGGUACAAAGAAAAUCGGCGGCGGUUAUGGCAAGAAGAGCACUGGCGGUGGUGGUAAAAAAUGCGGCUAAGGAAUACAAAGAUAUUUUGUAAAUAAUGAAAUGUUUGUUAAAUGUGCUAAAUGAUUUGUGCUAUGGAAUAUGUGUUGAAAAUAAAUGGAAUAAAAAUAUAUUUAAUCUAAA
This is a messenger RNA of Bactrocera dorsalis (oriental fruit fly), 1541 nucleotides long. RefSeq lists its product as uncharacterized. The transcript has a single exon. The record is from RefSeq and is a predicted model, not a curated record. Bases 85 to 249 code for a protein of 54 amino acids. NCBI's taxonomy places the organism in Eukaryota, Metazoa, Arthropoda, Insecta, Diptera, Tephritidae.